Molecule: messenger RNA, 825 nt
Organism: Panthera uncia (snow leopard)
Lineage: Eukaryota; Metazoa; Chordata; Mammalia; Carnivora; Felidae
Gene: ASIP
Product: agouti signaling protein
Exons: 4
Coding region: 323-730 (135 amino acids)
Biological process (GO): positive regulation of melanin biosynthetic process; hormone-mediated signaling pathway; melanosome organization
Cellular component (GO): extracellular region
Molecular function (GO): melanocortin receptor binding; neuropeptide hormone activity
Source: RefSeq, a predicted model, not a curated record
GCAACCACUUCCUUUUCAACUUCUCCUAACUUCAGUGUCAACACCAAUUCCAAUUCCAAGACUGGAGAAAAACAUAUGGAAAUCGGACAACAAAUAUAGGGAUAUUAGACAUCCUUGUGGCCACCAGGAUGAAUAUGAAGGCACGGUCUUUGCUUGGCUGAAAGCAAAAGGAUGAGACGGGAAGCCAGCUGCCAAGAGUUCCCCAGGUCUUUUAAAAAUCUCACUGCAACACAUCUCGCUCUGCUGCCUAAGGACAUAGAAGACACUCAGCUUCAGCUUCCCUUACGUUACAGAAGCUGAUUAAAGGGCACUGCCUUCAAGGAUGAAUAUCCUCCGCCUACUCCUGGCCACCCUGCUGGUCUCCCUGUGCCUCCUCACUGCCUACAGUCACCUGGCACCUGAGGAAAAACCCAGAGAUGACAGGAACCUGAGGAGCAACUCCUCCAUGAACCUGUUGGAUCUCCCUUCUGUCUCUAUUGUAGCACUGAACAAGAAAUCCAAAAAGAUCAGCAGAAAAGAGGCGGAAAAGAAGAGAUCUUCCAAGAAAAAGGCUUCGAUGAAGAAUGUUGCUCGGCCUCGGCGGCCCCUGCCUCCUCCGCCCGUCCCCUGCGUGGCCACUCGUGACAGCUGCAAGCCGCCGGCGCCCGCCUGCUGCGACCCGUGCGCCUCCUGCCAGUGCCGCUUCUUCCGCAGCUCCUGCUCCUGCCGAGUGCUCAACCCCACCUGCUGAGCUCACCCACCUCCAAGGCCAGCGGGGAGGGGCAGGGCGCCAGCUGGGAGGGGUAGGGCGCCAGCGGGGAAGGGUAGGGCGGGGCUCUCGGGGCG